Messenger RNA from Didymosphaeria variabile, 684 nucleotides. RefSeq lists its product as uncharacterized. The transcript has a single exon. Lineage: Eukaryota; Fungi; Ascomycota; Dothideomycetes; Pleosporales; Didymosphaeriaceae. Bases 1 to 684 code for a protein of 227 amino acids. The record is from RefSeq and is a predicted model, not a curated record.
AUGCGCUCCUACGUCCUCGCCUCUCUCGCGACAGCCACCGCGGCGACUCAAAUCCCCUUCUUCGUCCCGGGUAUGGGCUCUGGCGAUGCGGGCCCAGGCAUUGCCCCCGUCGCCUCGAUCGUCAAGGCCGACGCCUCCACGACCGUCAUGGCGCUCGCGUGUCCUACCGGCACCGAAGACACAGAGUGUGGCUGGGGCUCCAACGACCUUACUAUCACGGUCAUCGCGAAGACCGUCUACGCGCUCAGCGUCCCCGCCGCGCAGGUCAGUUUCGACUGCACGUCGAAGAAGGAUAUGACAUGCACGGCCGCUAUUGCUGCGGAGUUUACCGAUGCGGGGAUGGACAUGUUUACCGCCGGGAAUGAUGGCACGGCGACGGGCACGACGGUGUAUCCGAGUAGUGAGGUGGUUUUCCAGACGGCGAGUGUAACUGCGGGAGAGGAGAAGUUGAGCGGCGGGGCGGCGGCUGCGUCGACUACUGCGGCGGCGAAGGAGACCGGUGCGAGCGCGAGCUCUACAUUGAAGACGACGGGGAGUGUGGCGUCAACGGGUGCAUCACCCAGCGCGACAGGUGCCAAUGUAACGGGUACGACUGCGACUCCUGCGCAGUCUACGGGCGCGGCGUCGAAAUUCGGUGCGGCGUUCCUCGCGGUCGCUGGUGCCGCGGCUGUGUAUGUGUUGUAG